UGAAUAUUUAUAUUUAUUAAGUGCUAUUCGAGUUAUUAUAUUCCUUAACGCAGACGUUACCACAGACGUACACGGGAUCCAUACUGGUGGCUGUGAAUCCUUACAAAGAAGUGGACUUCUACACGAAUGAGUACGUGAAUCGAUACCACGGCCAGAAGAUGGGCGCCUUGGAGCCGCACGUGUUCGCCCUGGCGGAGGCGGCGUACAAGUCCCUGCAGGACACCGCGAGCAAUCAGUCCUGCGUGAUAUCGGGCGAGAGCGGUGCCGGCAAGACCGAGACCACCAAGUUCAUCCUGCAGUACCUGUGCUCGGUCACCAGCAACGUCGACACGUGGGUGGAACAGCAGAUUCUGGAGGCCAACACCAUCCUCGAGGCGUUUGGCAACGCGAAAACCGUGCGAAACGACAACAGCUCGCGCUUCGGCAAGUUUAUGCAGGUGUGCUUCGACAGCAAGUGGAUGAUCAAGGGCUGCAUCAUCCAGGACUACCUGCUGGAGCAGAGUCGUAUCACCUUUCAGAGCCCCGGGGAGCGCAAUUACCACGUGUUCUACCAGCUGGUCGAGGCCGGCACGAGGGACAAGGAAUUCGCGGAGCAAUAUAAGCUGAGGCCGGCCAGCCACUACAAAUAUCUCAAUCAGUCCGGCUGCGUGAAGAUCGAUGGAAUUUCCGACUCUAAAAGGCUCGACUCUCUCAGGCUCGCCUUCAAUGUGCUUCAGAUCGCGCCGGAAAUGUGCGAAGGCAUCUUCCGGGUUCUAUCGGCCAUCUUGUGGCUCGGGAAUUUAAGCUUCGAGGACGUCGACGGCGAGAGAUGCGAGUUGUCGAAGGAGGACGGUGACAUAGUCGACACGGUCGCGCCGCUACUGGGUCUCCAGGUGGAGGAUCUCACCAAAGUGGUGCUGAUACGACAAAUAAAUGUUCGCGGUAAUAUCACGGAAAUCCCGCUGAAGGUGCAGGAGGCCCGGGAGAAUAGGCACGCGAUGGCAAAAGCACUCUACUCCCGCACCUUCGUUUGGCUUAUCAACCACAUCAACAACUGCACGAACCCGGGCCAGGAUAUCUCGCGGUUCCUCGGGGUUCUCGAUAUCUUUGGAUUCGAGAACUUCACGCUGAACAGCUUCGAGCAGCUCUGCAUCAACUACACGAACGAGAAGCUGCACAAGUUCUUCAAUCACUACGUCUUCGCGUUGGAGCAGGAACUCUAUCACCAAGAGGAGAUCCAGUACUCCCACAUCACGUUCACGGACAACACCAUGUGCCUGGAGCUGAUCGAAAAGCCCCCGCGAUGUGUUCUUAAGUUACUCACCGAGCAGUGCCAUAUGCCGAAGGGCUCGGAUCUAGCCUACUUGACGAACCUACACGCUGAAUUUGAGAACCAUCCGUGCUACGUGAAGGGAGAUGACCGACGGAAAUGGGAGACGGAAUUCGGGGUCAAGCACUACGCCGGCUGCGUGACGUAUACCGUCGAAGGUUUUGUCGACAAGAAUCGGGACGUGCAGCAGGACGUGUUCUUCGACUUCAUGUCCAGGAGCACGAAUGAAUUCGUACAGGAGAUCAGCGUCUAUCAGGACCUAUUGGGAUGUACCGUCGCUCGUGCGACCGGCGGCACAACCACCACGAUGUCCCGAGGAACGUCCAAAGGCAAGCCGACCCUCUGCGACUCGUUCCGGCACCAGUUGCAGGCCCUGGUAGACGUGCUGCAGGCGACGACGCCGUGGUACGCGCGUUGUAUCAAGCCGAACAUGGAGAAGAUGGCCAAUAACUACGACGAGAAGCUCGUUAUGGACCAACUUAAGUAUCUCGGUAUGCUCGAUAUCAUACGCAUACGCAAGGAGGGCUUCCCGAUACACAUGUCGUUCCACGAUUUCGUUGCGAGAUACCGUUGCCUGGACAAGAGCCGAUCCUCGCUGUCCUCCAACGAGAAGGAAGCGGUUAGAAGUCUGAUUGGUAGGCAAGGUAUACCGCAAACUGAAUGGCAGAUUGGCCGGACGAAGGUGUUCUUACGGAGUUACGUGCACGAGCCUCUGGAAGAUUCCAGGAACCAGAUAAUAACGCGUAACGCCAUAGUGAUACAGAAGAUUUGGCGAGGAUACGUCAAACGGCGAGAGUACAAGCGUAUAAGGGAGGCGUCACUGAAGGUGCAACAUGCUUACCGCGGUUGGAAGCUGCGAAUAAUGUUCAUUAGGAAACGCAGGGCAGCUGUAGUAAUCCAGAGUCAUUUGCGAGGUGUCUUCGCGAGGGAAGUAGCCGCGGCUCUGCGAGAAAUGCGACGAGUCGACGAGGAAAUGAGAAAGAGGGAGCGAUUGGAGGAAGAACGAAGGAUGAUGGAGGACAAGAAGGCGUUGGAGGAGUGCCAGAGCGCGCAGUACGAUGGUAUUGCCGAGAUGGAAUCUGGGAGAGUGCAAGAAGAAAUCGACGCGCUGUCGCAGAUGGCCGAGCAGAUGAACUCGAAGAUGGCUACUACGGAUUUGCAAUCGGUGGACCUUGACAAUCUAUUCUCCUUCCUAUCCGAUGUACAAUCAACUAAGAGCAAUCAGAUUAUCGACGAAAUCGGGGAACAGAUGGACGAGUUGGUGGAGGACCUUGACGUAGAAUUAGAGACCGUUAUUCAACAAGAGAUGGAAAUGAAUGCCAAGGCUGAGUCAAAGGUCGCUUCUCCCAUUAACGGGCAGGAAGCGCAACAGCAGCAGCGAAUGCCAUGCACGAAUAGCUUGAGCAGCAGCAAACUUGGUCAACCGAGUCUUCCGGAACCCACGGAACCGCCACCACCGCCGCCACCCCCGGCGCCGCCCUUAGCUAUGAAUGGCGAUUCGUCAGACGACAACGGCGAGCCGAUUUACGAGUCGGUGUUGCCGCGGGAGGCGAACGAUCCCGGUAGUCCGGUCGUCCAUAACGGCGGUAGUCCGGGCCAGAUGCUGAACGGUGAGACCUGCGGAUCACCGCCACCGCCUCCGCCAGGCGGCAAAAUGACCAAAGAAAUCGCCGGUAGUCCGCCAUCCAGGCCGGAAUCCAGAAGCUCCGGUCACCAUCACGCUCACCAUCACCAUCACCAUCAUCAGACGAUACCUCAGGCACAGCAGAACGGCCACGAUCAGCCACAGCCGCAGUCGCAGGCGGCGCAGCAGCUGCCGGUGGAGCGCGAGCAGCGGCGCAAGUGCCGCGUGGAGCGCAAACUGCAGGAGCUCGAGGACAAGAAGGAGCAGGAGAACGAGGCGACCUAUCACGAUAUCGUAGAGUUCGCGCAGAACUACUUCAACAGCCACGAACGUUCGCCGGAGGGCACCAUAAUGGCCACGUUGACGAGGAAGUCGCGCGGCAAGAGCAUCGAGUUCAUUCCGAAGUACGAGAUGGUCACGUACUACAAAGGGUCCAGCAUCCCGAACUCGCAUAUUCAUAUGUACGAUCCCGAUAACGUGAAUGUUGCGUGUUCCGUAUUCAGGGACUUGUGUAAGUACAUUCGCGGUGAGAUGAAGCUGGACCAGGAGAUAGCUACGAUUCAGAGUAUCAUCGCUUACGGGAUCGAGCGGGAGGAGUUAAGAGAUGAAAUCUACGUGCAAUGCAUGCGUCAAGCGACGAACAAUCCUAAUGCCGAGUGGGCAGAACGCGUAUGGCUAUUGCUGUGCCUGGCGAUCGUCGCCUUCCAACCGAGCAAGCUACUUUACAAGUAUUUUGUCUCUUUCCUGAGGAAGAAUCUUGCCCUCGAGGGCAAACUGAGGCAGUAUGUGCAGUGGUGCGUAGACAACUGCAAGAACACGAAGGUAUCUUGCCGGCAACAUCCACCGUCCACGGUGGAGAUCGCUGCUAUGAGAAGACUGGGCACCAUAGUAUGCAGGUUCUUCUUCCUGGACGGAAGAACGAAAGCGAUCGAUGUACAUCCGACCGAUACGGCCGCUGACGCCGUCGCCAAACUAGGCGAGAAGUUGGGUCUUCGAUCGCUGGAGGGUUGGGCCAUUUAUCAAAGCAGACCGGAUGGAGAGGAGCAUGUGCGGGCCCACGAUUACCUGUACGACGUGAUUGCCGCGUGGGAAAUGAAACAAUGCAAAUUGAAUACGGCACAGUCGACAUUCUCAACGCUGCGACGCGGGAACAACACUACUUUGGGUAGCGGCGACAAUCGUUUUGUCUUCAAACGAAGAUUAUUCCGUAAUCCAAGGGAGAUCUCGCAGGACCCUGUGGAAGUUAAUAUGUUAUACGCGCAGGCGGUCUACAAUGUCGUAAAGUGCGACGAUUUUCCGGUAUCCGAGAAAGUGGCAUUACAAUUGGCAGGAUUGCAAGCCCAGGUGUCCCUCGGCGAUCCUAAGGAUAACGACAGACUGGAUUAUUACAGCGAAGUGGACAGCUUUCUGCCGUACAGAAUCAGUCGGGCUCGCGGCGACGACGUUUGGGUGCCGAUUAUAGCGCAAGCACACCGACAAUACGGUGCCGGACGCAAAGAGCUCGCUGCCAAAGUCCUCUAUCUGUCCUGCGUUAUGCAAUACCCGCUUUACGGCACAACGAUGUUCAACGUGACUUAUCGCGGAUAUUGGUCUUAUGGCAAUCAAUUGAUUCUCGGCAUCAAUUGCGACGGUCUGAUGCUAAUCAAGCCGGAUGACAAAUUCGUCCUGUCCGAGUAUCGUUAUCAGGACGUUGAGAGCAUCAUGCUGGACCCGAGUGACUCGUUCAUCACGCUCUCGCUGCUACGACACAAUCCCGACAGUUCGCACAAGUGCUUCGUUUUCGAGACCCUGCAGAAGAACGAGAUAGGCAGUCUGAUCGUCAGUUACUGCUCGGCGCUGGCGGGUUGGAUCACGGAGAACGAGAUACCCACGAAGAAGCUCAAGUGUAUCACCAACGAGGAUCGCAUCCGGCUCUACCAUAAUCUGGUCAACUGCCGGCGAACUCUAGUCGACUCGGAAAUCCUCAGGAAACCGCAGGAUUCCGGCGGUGGUUUCCUCCGGAAUACACUCAGGAGAUUGUCGAAGCACCGGAUAGAAAAGCUCAGGCAGGAACACGGAAGUGCCGAUCACGGUGAGACUUACAAGGGUUUCCCGUAUGCUUACUGGGCGUUCAGCAGGCAACAGAUACCGCAGAGUCUGUCGAAGCUGCCCGAUCCCGACGAGCAGGUGGCUCUAAAUAUCUUCCAGUUGAUUCUAACUUACGCUGGACUCGGCCAGAACGGGGACACGGUGCGUAGGAUCGAGGACGAGCACGUGAAUCUCAUACAAACCGUGAUGGAGCGUUGCAUACGAAAGGAGAACCUGCUAGGCGAGUUGUACCUCCAGCUGAUCAAGCAAACCACCGAUCACCCGGAUCCUAAUAAUCGUGUCAAUCUGCGACACUGGGCAUUACUCUCGCUCGCGUGUUCCGUGAUCCUGCCGCCUCAGAAGACCAUACGCAAGUACUUGAUCGCACACCUGAAACGAUGCGCCAGCGAUUACGUCACCGAGGAGGGCAAGUACGCGAGGUUCGCGGAAAAGUGCCUUUACAAGACUCAGGGCACUCGUAGGCGGCAGUGGCCGCCGAGUCGCGAGGAGAUCAUGUGCACCAUUAAUCGCCGGCCGAUUUACGCGAGAUUCCACUUUAUGGACGGUCAAUACCACGCCGUUGAGUUUCAUCCAUCUGCGACUGCCAGAGACGUCAUGGAGAUCAUAAAGGCGAAGAUGGGGCUUGAGGAGACUGCUAUGGGCUAUGCGAUUUACGAGGUGUUGGGGCCGACCGAGCGAUCGCUGAUUCCUGAAGAGAAGAUAGCCGACGUUAUGUCCAAGUGGGAACGGUACAGGGCGUCGCAGCAGGGUCAGCAGGCACGCAAGCAUGCGCAUCACCUCUUCCUAUUCAAGAAACAUUUGUUCUUGGAUCAAUAUAUGAACUUGGAUGACCCCGUGGAAAAGGAGUUAUUGUAUCAUCAAGUGCUGCACGACUUGCGAGCCGAUCGGUUCCCGAUCACCGAGAAAGAAGCUAUGAUGCUGACGGCUUUGCAAGCGCAGUUGGAAUUGGGCGACUGUCUGGAAACGAUAUUAGAACCGGAUUAUCGAACGAUAUCGAGUCACUGCCUAUCAGCGAGACUGGUGCCGUGCCUGUGCGUGGAUGGUGUGCGCCAGCACCAUCAAUCCCUGCGCGGAAUGACGCCGCCGGAGGCGAAGAAGGCUUUCCUAAAUCUGAUCCAGUCGUGGCCGUUGCAUCGCGCGACGAUCUUCGACGUGAUGCAAUCGUUCACUUCGAAUUGGCCUCGUGUCCUCUGGCUGGCCGUCGAUCAGCAGGGUCUACAUCUUCUGGAACACCGUUCCAGGAACGCCCUAUGUACUUACGAAUAUAGCAGUAUUUUAAGUUAUACGCCCGCCGUUAAUUGCUUGAUGAUCAUUACCGGUACGGAUAAGAAGCAGAGCAAGGUCAUCCUCACCACGUCGCAG
Molecule: messenger RNA, 6383 nt
Organism: Temnothorax curvispinosus
Lineage: Eukaryota; Metazoa; Arthropoda; Insecta; Hymenoptera; Formicidae
Gene: Myo81F
Product: myosin-I heavy chain
Exons: 13
Biological process (GO): signal transduction
Cellular component (GO): myosin complex; cytoskeleton
Molecular function (GO): cytoskeletal motor activity; ATP binding; protein binding
Source: RefSeq, a predicted model, not a curated record